AAUAUAAAAACAAAAGAAGAAGAAAAUGAUGAAGAAAAAGUCGUAAAUUGGCGGCAUGUUCAUAACUUUGUUUGCCAAGCAUUCCUAAACGUUAGAAGAAGACAAAGAACAGCGAAGCUGAUGAAGUUUUCAUUAGAAAUUAAGUUUUAUUCAGACAGACGUUCCCAUAAAUAGUCUUCUUUGUCUUGAGCAUAGCUACAGUUAACCAACGGCUUUACCAUAAUAGAGUAAACUGCUGUCAGUUUGAGACAGACAUGACUUCACUGAACCUGAAAGGAGUGAACGUUAAUUUCCCCUUCAAUCCGUACGAAUGUCAGAAAGACUACAUGAGCAAAGUGAUUGAAUGUCUGCAGAAGAAAGAAAAUGGGGUUCUGGAGAGUCCUACAGGAACGGGUAAAACUCUAUGUCUGCUAUGUGCAUCUCUGGCAUGGAGGGAGCACUUCAGGGACUCCAUCUCUGCUAGCAAGAUAGCAGACAAGCUGAAAGGGCAGGAGAUGUUCCCAAACACACCGCUGGCUUCCUGGGGGACCGCCGCUACUGACGGGGACAAGCCAGCCUACUACACGGAUAUUCCCAAGAUUAUAUACGCAUCCAGGACACAUUCUCAGCUAGCACAGGUUAUAAAUGAGUUAAAGAACACUUCAUACAGGCCAAAGGUGUGUGUGCUGGGGUCAAGAGAGCAGCUGUGUAUCAACCAAGAAGUAAUGCGUCAGGAGAGCAACCAUAUCAAGGUGCAUAUGUGCAGACAGAAAGUGUCCACCCGCUCGUGUCUGUACUACAACAAUGUUGAAGAAAAGAGCACCGACAGAGACUUGGUUAAUUCUAUCGUUGAUGUGGAAGAUUUGGUCAAGUUUGGCAACAGACAAAAGGUCUGUCCAUACUACCUCACCCGCUCUCUAAAGCAGCAAGCUGAUGUCAUUUUCAUGCCGUACAACUACCUGCUGGAUCCAAAAAGUCGCAGAGCGCACAAUAUUGAGCUGAAUGGAGCUGUGGUCAUUUUUGAUGAAGCUCACAAUGUGGAGAAGACAUGUGAAGAGUCAACAUCCUUUGACCUGACUCCAUAUGACGUUGCUUCUGCCAUUACUGCUGUGGACCGGCUUCUGGUGGAACAGGCUAAGGAAGUCAGUCAAGGAGACUCUUUAACUGAGGACCUCAAUGUAGAGUCCCUCAGCUCAGGUUCAAAAAUAAAUAUAAACACAAUUGCUAAAAUCAAACAAAUACUGCUGGAUUUGGAAGCUGCCAUUGAUUCAUAUGAAGUUCCAAGUGACAAAGGCAUCACAAAACCAGGAAUCUUCAUCUAUGAGCUGCUGGAGAGAGCCCAUCUGACUUACAACACCAAAGCAGACAUCCAUGACGCUUUGGAACAGAUCAUCGGAUGCUUGACUGGACUGCCAGGAAUAUUCCUCAGUACGGCUGGACUGCAGAAGCUGGUGGAUAUUAUACAGCUGGUAUUCUGUGGGGAACCAUCAGAUCAGGAUAAACAAAAGCAGAAGGAGUUCAACACAGCCCAUUUUAAGGUUCACAUCCAUCGCGAAAACAGCUACCAGAAAAAAAAACAGACCUCUGAUUUGUGGUCUGCAUCUUCAUCAAAGAAACAAGGCAACAUUCUGAGUUACUGGUGCUUCUCACCUGGCUUCAGCAUGCAGGAUCUGGUGAAUCAAAGGGUUCGCUGCAUUAUUCUGACCAGCGGUACCCUCUCUCCCCUGACCUCCUUCACCUCUGAGAUGAGGAUAAAAUUUCCAGUGCUUCUUGAAAAUGGUCAUGUGAUUGAUCGGGACCAGAUCUUUGUGAGCGUUAUUGAUCGUGGCCCAGAUGGAGUUCUGCUGAGUUCAGCGUUUGAUCGGAGGUUUGAUCCUGAUAACAUGGCUUCUUUAGGAAACACUGUGGCUAACCUUAGUCGUGUGGUUCCUCAUGGCCUGUUAGUGUUUUUUCCUUCCUUCCCUUUGAUGGAAAAAACUCUGGAGUUUUGGAGAGCUAACGGACACGCGGAUCGCAUCGAGAACAGGAAGCCCAUGUUUGUUGAACCUAAAGGGAAGGGAACCUUUAAUGAGGUUAUCGAUGGGUACUACAACAAAGUUAAUGAUCCGGCAUCUCAAGGAGGGAGCUUCUUUGCUGUUUGUCGUGGGAAGGCUAGUGAAGGUUUGGAUUUUGCAGACACCUUUGGUCGGGGGGUCAUCAUCACCGGGCUGCCUUUUCCUCCCAAGUUUGACCCAAGAGUAAUCCUUAAGAUGCAGUUUUUGGACGAAAUGAGUCGUAAGAAAACUCCAGGAGUGAGGUACUUGUCAGGUCAGGAGUGGUACAAACAGCAGGCCUUCAGAGCAGUGAACCAGGCCAUCGGUAGAGUGAUUCGCCACAAGGACGACUAUGGAGCCAUCUUUCUGUGUGAUCAAAGGUUUAAAAACUUUGAUGCCAGGGCACAGCUUCCUUCAUGGGUCAAGCCGUAUGUGCGCCGUUAUGAGGGAUUUGGAAAUGUCGUGCGGGAUGUGUCUCAGUUCUUUCGGGUUGCACAGAAAAUAAGGCCUGUCGUUUUGAAGACGCCUGCAGCAGAAAACCUCCCAGCAAAAUGCUCAUCAAACACUUCCAGCUUCUCCUCCUGCUCUUCCUCUGAAAGCUACCACACCCAGAAGGCAAAGGCCCUGGAUGCACACCUUCCCAGCCUCAAGAGAAGAAAACUUGAUGACCACUGCAGAGCUACGGGAAUGGCAAAGAUCUGCAUCGACUAUGAGUGUGAAGUGCAGAAGAGUCAGAGGAAACCAGCCAACUUGCUGGAUGCUCUGGAGCGAGGUGACCAACACUGGGAAGACAACAGUGAUGCUGUUGGAGAGGAGAAGGCAAAUCACUUGUCAACCCUAACCCUUCAGUACAAUAAGAGGAUAGAAGACGAACUGCGGGGUGGGAAGCGUAAAAUAAAGCUGAUUCAGGAGCAGAAAGUGAGCGUCUCUCAGGAUGUGUCAGAGGAGUGUAAGGCCAGCAAGGUGAAACAGUUCCUGGCAGACAUGAAGAAGUCUCUGAGCAAGGUGAGCUUUGACCACAUUGUUGAGGCUCUGCAGAGCUACAAGAAGACAGAUGACCUGAGUGUCCUGCUGACUGAGACGGCUGUUUUAGCAGAAGACCCCAACACACACAGCCUGCUCCGAGGGUUCUACCAGUUUGUUCGUCCGCAUCACAAAACAACAUUUGAUGACAAAUGUCAGAAGCUGACCGGGCAGGGCUGUGGAUACAAACCGGAGCACUCGCUUUCUAAGGAUGAGAAGAAAGCUGUGAUUCUACAGAGUGCUGUAGAGCGACAGAUGGUUGGCGCUCAGAGCUCCGUGUCUACAGGCAGUCAGCUCGACACCCAGCAGCUCAACAGGGGAGGACGUCACCUGAGCCAGCAGGGAUUAAAAGCAGCUCCAGCUGGUUCUGAUAAGAAGAAUGAGGUCCACACUGCCUUCCUGGCCGAUGUGAAGAAAGCCCUCGGAGCUGAAAAAUCAGCUCAGCUCUUUCAGGCCAUCCGCAGCUACAAGAAAACGGACCACUAUGACAACUUGGUGACCACGGUGGUGAGCUUAUUCACAGAGAGAGAUGAGAACAUCAACCUCCUCAUCAGGUUUGGUGGGUUUGUUCGUCCUCACCAUAAGAAGCAGUACAGAGAGAUGUUGGAUGCUCUGAUAGGUCAACCCAUAUCGACUGCUAAUUCUCCUACUCUGAGUGAAGAGCAACAGGGAGCAGCUCCUUUCUCGCCUCCUUUGAAGACUCAAAGCAACAUUUCCAGUUUUGUCUCCAGCGGCCAAAGAAGUUAGUCUCUAAAUGGACUUUUGUUUCAGAUGAACCUGAAUUAUUUUAUUAUGCUCUUCAACAGCAGCCUGGACAAGUUUUCCCCUGAGGAAAAUGAAAGUUUUCAUGUUUUCUGCUCAAUGAAAAAGACAAAACAAUCUGUGAACUUCAGUGGACAAUGCUGAGCCAGUGUUUCCUAAAUGAGGAUUCACAUAAUUCUCCUGGAAAUCUAAAGCUGACUUGUUGACCACAGAGCUGUACUUUUCUUCUCUUUAUGUUGUGUUUUUCCUCACAAAGCAGCAGGAUCUGUGUGCAACGGACAGGCAGUUUGCUUUGGAUGAAAUCAAGUUACUCCACCAAUCAGCCGACACUUGGUUUGGAUCAGGGAACCCCAUAGAAACAUUACAUAACAUCAGUUCAGACCCAGUAUAAUUUAUCUCACCUAGUUUUUAAGUCUGCUUUAUUAAUUAAAUUAUGAUUUAAAACACAAGCUUUAAUUAGUGAACAAAUAAAACUACUGAGCCUACUCAUGUUUUUACUGAUUUAUGUGGAAUUAAAGUAAACUGAUGAGCGCCGAACAAAGAGAAGUUUCAGAUUUUAAGCCUGUAUAUAUAUAUAAUUCAUUUCUGAUUUGUAUUAAAUUAAAGUCAUAAAAUGUUUAAAUAAAAUAUGGAGUAAGAAAUGUUUGACAUGAUAAAACUA
Girardinichthys multiradiatus is the source of this 4458-nucleotide messenger RNA. It is a transcript of the gene rtel1, whose product is annotated as regulator of telomere elongation helicase 1. The transcript has 33 exons. The record is from RefSeq and is a predicted model, not a curated record. Gene Ontology annotation, biological process: DNA repair; DNA recombination; DNA replication. Gene Ontology annotation, molecular function: DNA polymerase binding; hydrolase activity, acting on acid anhydrides, in phosphorus-containing anhydrides; DNA binding. Bases 255 to 3782 code for a protein of 1175 amino acids. Gene Ontology annotation, cellular component: nucleus. NCBI's taxonomy places the organism in Eukaryota, Metazoa, Chordata, Actinopteri, Cyprinodontiformes, Goodeidae.